GCUGAGAGAGAGAAAAAAAAAAGAAGAAGAUGGGAAGCGGUGUAGCUCUCUUUACUCUCUCCCUUCUCCUCGUAACGCAUCAUGCUCAUUCCGCAAUCGGCGUGAACUGGGGAACGAUGUCGUUUCACAAGCUGAAACCUUCCACAGUGGUGGAUCUCCUCAAAGCAAACAAAAUAACCAAAGUAAAGCUCUUUGAUUCAAACCCAGAUGCACUCCGAGCUCUAAUGGGCACUGGAAUCCAAGUCAUGAUCAGCAUUCCCAAUGAGCUGCUCUCCACUUUCAGCUCCGAUCUCUUCGUCCAGCAGAACCUCUCUCGCUUCAUGGGCAAAGGUGGCGCUGAUAUCAGGUACGUUGCAGUAGGGAACGAGCCGUUCUUGACGAGUUACGGCGGUGCGUAUCAGAACUAUGUUUUCCCAGCUAUGGUUAACUUGCAGCAAUCCUUGGUUAAAGCAAAUCUAGCUAGCUACGUGAAGCUGGUGGUUCCUUGUAACGCGGAUGCGUAUGAGUCUAAUGUUCCUUCUCAAGGGACGUUUAGGCCUGAGCUAACGCAGAUCAUGACUCAGUUGGUUUCGUUUCUCAGCUCCAUCGGCUCUCCUUUUGUUGUCAAUAUCUAUCCUUUCCUUAGUCUCUAUCAAAACUCCGACUUCCCGCAAGACUUUGCGUUUUUCGAGGGAAGUAGUCAUCCUGUUCUUGAUGGGCCUAAUGUUUAUUACAAUGCGUUUGAUGGGAACUUCGACACUCUUGUCUCUGCUCUCGCCAAGAUUGGGUACGGUCAAAUGCCUAUAGUUAUUGGUGAGAUUGGUUGGCCUACUGAUGGAGCAGUGGGUGCUAACCUCACUGCGGCGCGUGUUUUCAACCAAGGGCUUAUUAACCAUCUGUUGAGUAACAAGGGGACGCCGCUCAGGCCUGGCUCACCUCCUGAGGAUGUCUAUCUUUUCGGUUUGCUUGACGAAGGAGCUAAGAGUACACUGCCUGGUAACUUUGAGAGGCACUGGGGGAUCUUCUCUUUCGAUGGACAGGCCAAGUAUCGUCUCAACUUAGGACUAGGCAACAGAGGGCUCAAGAAUGCGGAGAAUGUGCAGUACCUACCUUCCAGGUGGUGUGUGGCUCACCCGGCGAAGGACAUGACCCUAGUUACAGACCACUUGAGGCUUGCUUGCAGCCAAGCGGAUUGCACAACGCUCAACGACGGGGGAUCAUGCAGCCAGCUUGGGGAGAAGGAUAAUAUCUCAUAUGCUUUCAAUAGUUACUAUCAACUGCAGAUGCAAAAUGAGAAGAGCUGCGACUUUGACGGGCUUGGUAUGGUUACCUUCUUAGAUCCUUCAGUUGGGGAGUGUCGAUUUCUUGUGGGCGUUACAGAUAAAUCGUCUAGUGCUGAGCUGAUGGCAAGGUGGGGUAUCUACCACAUUUGCAUUGGACUCGUGGUAUGGGCUCUCACACGGUGUUACAUUUUAUAAGCGGUAUACUAGAUAAAGGAUUGGAGAAAUUACGUAUGUAGAGAGAGGGUCAUAUUGAAUGUAUUGUAUUUGGAGUCACUUUCUUGAGCAUGUAAGCUGAAAAGCAGAACCAGUAUUAUCAUCAUCUUCUUGGGGUUUAUAUUAGAAAGUAAGUUGAAAUGUCUCUCUCUCUCUCUUUAGUCUCCACUACAACUAUUGUAUCUUUGUUGUCAAUGUAGUUUCUACCUAAAUAUCAACAUCAUCUACUGCAA
Brassica oleracea var. oleracea is the source of this 1708-nucleotide messenger RNA. RefSeq names its product glucan endo-1,3-beta-glucosidase 6. The record is from RefSeq and is a predicted model, not a curated record. The coding region runs from base 30 to 1457 and encodes 475 amino acids. Gene Ontology annotation, biological process: carbohydrate metabolic process. Lineage: Eukaryota; Viridiplantae; Streptophyta; Magnoliopsida; Brassicales; Brassicaceae. Gene Ontology annotation, cellular component: plasma membrane. Gene Ontology annotation, molecular function: hydrolase activity, hydrolyzing O-glycosyl compounds. The transcript has 2 exons.